This is a messenger RNA of Exophiala bonariae, 354 nucleotides long. RefSeq lists its product as uncharacterized. NCBI's taxonomy places the organism in Eukaryota, Fungi, Ascomycota, Eurotiomycetes, Chaetothyriales, Herpotrichiellaceae. The transcript has 2 exons. The record is from RefSeq and is a predicted model, not a curated record. Bases 1 to 354 code for a protein of 117 amino acids.
AUGCCAUUGCUAUUUGCCAAUUUAACUGGCGAUCUGGACACCGACGAAGAGCCAACAGAAGAACUGAAACCCAAUUUUCGGAAAAACAUGAGACGCAAUAAGAGGUGCAAAGUCCCAAACACUGGCCACGGGGAUACAAUCCAUGCCAGUGACGAUGGUGCUUCGUCAUGGGACGAUACAUCGGAGAGCGAAGGGAGUGCCGAUUCAGAUAGGGGUUUACCAAUUGAUGAAGUUGCCAAACUUGGUAUUGACGAUCAGGCCCACAAUGGAGCAAUGAAUGAGAGGUUCGCUAUCCCUUUGGCAUACGUGCCUGCGACCAAAAGCACCUUGCAUUUGAAACACAUUUAUGCUUGA